Molecule: messenger RNA, 2774 nt
Organism: Drosophila elegans
Lineage: Eukaryota; Metazoa; Arthropoda; Insecta; Diptera; Drosophilidae
Product: titin-like
Exons: 4
Coding region: 845-2125 (426 amino acids)
Source: RefSeq, a predicted model, not a curated record
UCGACUAAUGCCAGCUCUGUUACCACUGUUAUGUGUAUAUGUGUUUUAAUUUCGUGUUACCAACACACAAAUGUCUUCUGUGCCUUUGUCUUAAACCACAAAACUACAAAAAUUCACAAAGUCUGUCCUUUGUCUCCUGUCUUAUCUUUUUUUCUGUCUCUAUUUUGUAUUUGUCCAUGUAUAAUACAUUGUAUCGUACAAAAGCAACAAAUAUGUGAACCUGUGAAGUGCCCUCCCCAAGAAAUAUGUAGCUUUGUGAUUGUCUCGGUCCCUUACAGCUCUAAGGCUUGACCCCUUCCCCAACCCACCCUACCUUUAUCAAAUAAAAUUAUCCAAAAAGUAAACGCCAAUAUAGAACUUUUAGUAUUAAUUAAAAAUUAUUUAUCGUUCGUAUAUCUUUUAAAGAGUCAAUAUCUGUAUAUCAUCUGCAAGUAAUUGGUUUUUUAAAUUCGCAAUUAUUCUAAAUUUCAACUAACCUAUUAUUUUACAAAAAGUGUUCAAUUCAAUCCAAAGAAAUGUUAUAACAUUCCCAGAACGCUGCUUGCUUUACACUUCACAAUGUGUCGAAAAAUUCGAUAAUGCAUGCAUUUAAAACCCGUUUAUGUGUUACUGUUCGCGUGAUCAUAGCUCUAUUCUUAAAAAUACAAACAGACAACCAAUAUAUAAAUGCACUUAAAGCCACACACGAAAACUGAUUUGUUGUAAACCAAGCUGUGUAAGUACACAAUAAAAACACGCACCCCCUCCUUCCGCUUUUAGAUAAUCCAGGUAGUAACUAAUCCAUAGAUAUUAUGCCAUCUUUGUGCUUAUAGCUGCUAAAUGCUCGCCAUCACUACUAAACGAAAUGCGUGACUGCCGUGCUGCCAUAGGCGAAACAGCCAAGUUCUUGAUACAGUUUGCCGGCAACCCGAUACCAGAUAUUCAAUGGUAUUUCAACAACGUUCAGCUUAGGGCAUCUGAAAAGUAUCGCAUGGUAGUACGGGAACAGGAAGCCACGCUAGAAAUAAUGAAAAUAACAAACGAGGACUGCGGUUAUUAUAACUGCAAGCUCAUCAACGAGAUUGGCAUGACCAUGACGCGGGCCAAGUUCGAUAUAUCAUCUACUAGCACUGUAGUCGAGGAUACGGUCAAGUCCAAGACUACUAUUAAAAAGAAGGUUGGAAAAAAGGCAGUGGUUAAGAGAUCGGGGGCUUCAGAGUCGCAGACCGAGCAAAGAACAGAAAUUCGAAUUAUUCCAGCCAGCACGGCAGAAACUACCAUGAAUGUGAUCAAAAUAAGACAACCCGUGUCUAUUCUGGUAGAAAAGAGCGAAGUCUCGGAAGUUUUGGAAGUAAAAGAUAGAAAAAUUGCCGAUGCCGAAAAGCGCAGCAGUCAAAUAAUCGAAGAAGUCGAGGAGAUCGAAGAGGUGGAGGAGAUCGAGGAAAAAGUCCAAGAGGCUGACGAAGAAGAAGAAGUUAAAGUUCAAGUAGAGCAGAAAGAAACCUACACAUCUAGCAAGAGAAUAGAGAUUACAAAAACUGUGGAGCUUAUACGCACGAAAAUCAGCCAGAAGAUCAUAACAAUUGAGGAUAUUCAAGUCCUGUCGCAUCACGAGGAAGUCCAAUGGCUACUCGAGUCCAUUGAGGCGGAGUCUUUUGGCCAAAUUGGAGAGUCUGCCCUCAGAGAUUUGGCCACAAUUGGACUGCUUUUGCGUUACGGCUGUGAACAUUACGAGAUUACAUAUAUGUAUGAGCAAAACAUUUUCAUAUCCCUGAAGAAACCCGAGUCCCAAUCGGCUCUGGUGCAGCUCGUAGAGCGAGAGGGUCACGAAGAGCUGAUCUCCCAAAUCCUGAGCGAGUCUUCAAAUGAGGACGAAACCAUCCUGGCAGCUACUGUCGGCUUCAAGGCUUUCAUACGUAUGAUUCAGACGUAUGAAAUCACCAUUGAGAUCGUCAUACGAAAGUUUGUUAGGGAGGACUUCAUAUCACAGGACUGGAAGAUAUGUGGAAAAGAGAGAAUAGUAGAGACAUCGCAAAUAAUUGAAAGUCACGAGGCCAUCACACAUGUGAAAAUAGAGGAAACAUUUGUUGAGGAACGAACGAUAAUUGUCCAAGAAGGUUUGAACAUAAACACAGAUGUCCUGUAAAAAAAACACCAGUUAAAUAAAUCCCACCAGUAACGAUGUAGCAUCCCACGAACUACUCAACUACAGUCUAAUUAAUAUUAUUAAAAAAGAAAAUACUGCAAAAACAAUAAUAAAUAUUGUCUUUACAAAUAUAACAAUUAAAUCUUGUUAAGUCAAAACAAACAAAUCAUGUGUAUAUUCUAAAAAGACGCCACCGAAUAUUAAAAUUACCCAUUAACCGCUAAUCACCACCACUAAAAGCUAUAUAUACCUGAUUUUUAGUUGAAUAUCUUGCUACUAUAUACCAUAUAAGCUUUAACUUAUAUAGACUUCCGCACACUCUAAUGCUUUUGCAAUAUACAUUCACUUUCAAGAGUAGAAGCGCUUUAUUUCCUUGCACGUCAAACUGGACGACUUCCUGAUGUCUAAUGAGGUAAGAACUAUCUCCAAUUUCUGUCUGUUUGCAUUCCACCUAUAAAUAGAGAGAAGAAUUACCCAUCUUUUCGUUUACUGUGCAACUCAUUUUGCUUCACCGCUAGCUAUAUAUUUUACCGCAGAUACUAAAUGAAUGAUGCUUGCACGGCUUUUACAGCUGUUAACAUCAUUGUUAGUAAAUUGUUUUAAUUAAAACAAAAAGAGAGGUCGACAUUGUCAUUGUUUAAUUACAUUA